Racocetra fulgida is the source of this 1280-nucleotide messenger RNA. The record is from the annotation of a GenBank genome assembly. Lineage: Eukaryota; Fungi; Glomeromycota; Glomeromycetes; Diversisporales; Gigasporaceae.
AUGGAAGAAGAAUCCCACGACAAGAUUAUUAUAAAAAAUCUUCUCGUAGGAAAUGUUACGGGAGUCGACUCUUGGGAGCGCGUAAAACGUCAACCAGUUUUAAUAAAUUUAACUCUUCAUAAAAACAUUUCUGAGGCUGGAAAAAAGGAUAAACUUUCAUAUUCCAUUAAUUAUGGAAUAGUUUCCAAAGCAGUCUCUAAAUAUGCCGAGGAUUCUAUCAGUGAUUCCAUCGAGGCUUUAGCAGAAGGAAUAGCUAAAAUUUGCGUGAAUGAAUGUCAUGCUCCUCGGGUUACCGUUCGUGUAGAAAAACCUCGCGCUUUGUUGCACGCUGCUUCUGCAGGUGUCGAAAUAAUACGUACUAGAGAAGACUAUAGUAAAAUUGCUUCAAAUUCAAAUACGUUUACUAUUUAUAAUGAUAACCGUCAAGACGUAAUAUUUGUUAAAGAUUUGAGAUUAAGUGCGAUUAUCGGUGUCAAUCCAUGGGAGCGCGAAGAAAAGCAAACUGUGAUAUUGAAUAUAACAAUAUAUUCCGAUUUUAAUAUUAGUUCCUCGCAAGAAGGUAACCUCCCCAAGCCACAUAAUUAUCGUACUAUCGUUAGAACUAUUUCUAAGUAUGUCGAAGAAUCAACAUAUCAAACUGUAGAAGCAUUCGCUACAACAGCUGCAAAAAUAGCAAUAAUACAAUGUCAUGUUAACAAAGUUACAGUUCGGGUGGAAAAACCAAGUGCUCUGGUCUUUGCUGAAUCCGCUGGAAUCGAAAUUACUAGAAGUCAGUCAUAUUUUGCAAAUGAGACCAGGCAUAUUUCACAACCUCAUUUAAACCCUUUAAACGGAAAAAGUUUCAGAAAUACGCGUUCAACGAUCCCUGAACGAGCUGAAGCAAUAAAAACUUCACUCCCCAAAGGAUAUAAUCAUUUUGCUUUUAUUGGACUGGGAUCUAAUAUGGGUGAUUGUGUUAAAAAUAUCAACGAUGCUUUACAACAGUUAGAAACGAUAUGUAAAUGUAAAGUAUUGGAUACAUCAUUUUUAUAUGAAACUUCACCAAUGUAUGUAACAGAUCAACCUAAUUUCUUGAAUGCCGCUUGCAAGCCUGAAGAGUUGAUUCAAGAACUCUGGACUGUAGAACUAAAUCUGGGACGAUCUCGAGAAAACACUGUCAGGAAUGGUCCAAGAACAAUUGAUUUGGACAUUCUGUUUUAUGAUGAUAUUGACUGUUUAACAAAUACUUUGGUAAUACCACAUCAAUCGAUGUGUGAGCGAGAAUUUGUGUUAAGACCUUU